Molecule: messenger RNA, 756 nt
Organism: Paramuricea clavata
Lineage: Eukaryota; Metazoa; Cnidaria; Anthozoa; Malacalcyonacea; Plexauridae
Source: the annotation of a GenBank genome assembly
AUGGCGUACCAACCAUGCCACGAUCAACUCUAUGAUCAACUCUAUAAUUACUUAACAAAAUUUGGAAUUCUUAGUGACUGUCAAUUUGGUUUUCGAAAAUCUCAUUCCACUACUACAGCAUUAUUGGACUGUACCAACAAGUGGUAUGUUAACUUGGACAGGAAACUAUUUAACCUGGUAGUUUUGAUUGAUUUAAAAAAAGCAUUCGACACUGUCGAUCAUCAAAUUCUAUUGAGAAAAUUGGAGCUCUGUGAAAUAAAAGGACAAGCUUUCACUUUACUCAAAUCUUAUCUAACAAAUCGAAACCAAAUAUGCCAAGUUAAAAAUGUUAUUUCAUCAGAUAGAACAAUUAUAUGUGGGGUACCUCAAGGCUCUAUUCUAGGACCACUCUUCUUUUUGUUAUAUAUUAACGAUCUGCCUCAAUGUUUAAACAAAACAAAGCCUCGACUAUUUGCUGACGAGACAAAUUUAACAGCUGCAGGCCAAUCUAUAACUGAACUUGAAAAUGCAGUAAAUUCUGAUUUAGAAGACCUUAGGAAGUGGUUGAUAGCCAAUAAACUUACCUUGAACGUAGCUAAGACAGAAUUUAUAUUGAUUGGCUCAAAACCAAUGAUUAAAGGUACUACAGAUUUUCAUCUAAACAUUAAAAUUGACAACAAACCCAUUAAACAGAUUCAAGAGUGUAAAAGCCUAGGAGUAAUAAUUGACCAGUAUUUAUCUUGGAAUAGUAACACUGAAAAUAUUUGCAAAAAGUAA